GACCUUCAUUAAGCAAAGCGGCGAAAUAACAGAUAACGAUUAACGAGGGAAGAAGGGAAAAGAGAAAAGUUUGAAGAUAAACAGAGAAAGAAUGGUGGGAGCCUCCUCUCUGCAACCUAGACUUCUCUCUUCUUUACUGGGAGAUUGCCUUGUUCAAUCGAAACAGCCUCUCUCUAAGCUCUUUCACUACAAUCCAGGAAGCAAAAAUGUGUCAAUGCAAUUAACCAGAGGACUUUCUGGCUUAACUGAUUUUCUGUUUAAUAGAAGAAAUCUAGAUGAAGUGCCAAAUAGCACACGCAAACGUCUAAGGCCUGGAAAAAUUUCUCCUCGUCGACUUGUCCCAGAUCAUAUACCAAAGCCCCCCUAUGUUAAAUCUCGGAAACCACCUGGAAUUGCAAGUGGACCUGAAGUGCAUGAUGAGAAGGGGAUAGAAUGCAUGAGAGCUUCAGGAAGGCUUGCAGCACAGGUGCUUGAGUAUGCUGCGACUCUAGUCAAGCCAGGCAUUAAGACAGAUGAAAUUGAUGAAGCAGUUCACCAGUUCAUAAUUGAUAAUGGAGCAUAUCCCUCCCCUCUUGGCUAUGGUGGGUUUCCUAAGAGUGUUUGCACAUCAGUGAAUGAGUGCAUUUGCCAUGGAAUUCCAGAUUCCCGUGCUCUUGAGGAUGGUGAUAUUAUCAAUAUUGAUGUUACAGUUUAUCUAAAUGGUUAUCAUGGUGAUACAUCAGCAACUUUCUUUUGUGGAGAGGUUGAUGAUGAAGCUAGAAAACUGGUUGAGGUAACUAAAGAAUGCCUUGAUAAAGCAAUUUCAAUUUGUGCACCAGGAAUGGAGUUGAAGAAAAUUGGCCAAACAAUACAUGACCAUGCAGAUAAAUUUCGUUAUGGUGUUGUCGAACAGUUUGUUGGCCAUGGUAUCGGACGUGUUUUCCAUGCUGAUCCAGUUAUUCUACACUAUAGAAACAAUUAUGAUGGACGUAUGAUGUUGAAUCAAACCUUCACUAUUGAGCCAAUGCUGACAAUCGGCAGCAUUAAUCCGGUAAUGUGGAACGAUAACUGGACAGUCGUUACCGAAGAUGGAAGCCUAUCAGCUCAGUUUGAGCACACCAUUCUAAUAACUGAAGAUGGAGCAGAGAUACUGACCCAGUGUUGAGAAGUGUAUUUACAGAGUAAAGUUGGUAGCUCCAUAUCUAUUCAUAUUGCUCAUUUUUAUUUUUACAUCAAAUAAAUGUGAUUGAAUUUGCCUAUUUCGAAUUAAAAUUUUGCAGCCAAUGAGGCAAUCUAUAUUCAUAUUGUUUCUGGGAUGCCAAUAUUAAUCAUUGAAGAGGCCUCCUGCAAAAAAUAGAUGAAUUUAUGUACCGUUAACUGUAAGAACGCUAAAUGCACCUUACCCUUGCUUUUUUGGUUAUUAAAAUUAGAUUAUUAGAGAAUAAUGUUUUCUGGUAAAUGAAUAUAGAAUUAUCAGACUGAUUCUGCUGAAAGAUAAUUCUUCUUGUUGCAACUGUUUUGUCCAGUUGUCAAGUAAAGCGAUACUAUGGUCUA
Messenger RNA from Jatropha curcas, 1533 nucleotides. RefSeq names its product methionine aminopeptidase 1D (gene MAP1D). Gene Ontology annotation, biological process: proteolysis. The record is from RefSeq and is a predicted model, not a curated record. Gene Ontology annotation, molecular function: metalloaminopeptidase activity. Gene Ontology annotation, cellular component: chloroplast. Lineage: Eukaryota; Viridiplantae; Streptophyta; Magnoliopsida; Malpighiales; Euphorbiaceae.